UUAUUGCUUUUAUAGGACAUGCAGUUGUACAUAGGGAUUAUAAGAGAAAAAAGUGGAGAAUCUGAAACUAACUAAUCAAACGCAGCCCACUGUUUAGUAGCAUAUUAGGUGCUGUUGUGCCAGUGCCACGAGCGCAUGUUACUGAUCAGGAGCAACGCAUUGGCUGCACGCGACUGCGUCAUUUCCUGACAGAGGACGGUCUGAGGCGAGGAAGCCGCCAGUCUUUACUCAGUCGCUGUAGUAACACGCCGAGCAGCAGGUCACCUCCACGCUGCGAACGAACGGAUAGUAACAACACGACAAACGAACAAAUGUCGCUUGUUUCUUGAAACACUUCUGGAUGUUGACGUUUUUGUGAACUUGCCGUCGUUUGGAAGUAAAACCUUGACCGGAGCGGGAUAUUACGAACUCCUCGAGACGCUGAGCAGGAGCAUAAAAAUAACUUUUUCCCUUUUCUUUUUCUUCGUCGAGGACAUAGUUGGUUUUUCUAGUUGAAUUUGUCGCGCAACAGUGGACCAAAUACGAGUAGUUUUCAGUCCUGGUGUUGUUUGUUCCACCUUGUAGUGGGGCUGUUGACGGUGAGGCGGACACCAGAGAAGCGGCGGCUCGGCAGCCACCUGACCUCCUGGAAAAUAAGACCGCAGCUAAUGACACGCAGGCUGAGAUCCUUACGUGGCUCAUUACUAAGCUCUCUGGCGGAGCGGGACGACUUUCCUGCGAGGCUGUUGCACGUCCAGUUUUGACGCACCGUUUCACGCAUGAAGUUUGCAGAAUCCAAUUACUGAUAUCUAAAUUAUGGUAAGUGCUAAUUAAUUUGUGUCAACUGUGAAAUUGAAUUAGUGGGACUUAAUUGCCUGUUGAAGUUGGCCCUCUCUUCGCUCUAUCCAGCAAAUUGCAAGUAAUAAGUGGAUCAUCUGUCAGAGCCAGACAGCAUGGAUAUAACCGGAGUGCGCGUCCCCCAGCGGUCGUGAUGCCAAGGGCCGGACUAAACCCGCGCCGCCUACCCGUAAUGCCUGCUCUCUAACCCGCACCAGUGUGGCGCCGUGUCCCGGUCACACCGCUAGGAUGAGCAGCACCGACCUGGAGCGCAUGUCGCUCAGCUCCUCGGCCAACUCGGUGGCCUCCAGCGCGCGGACGCUGUCGGCCAACGUGAGAAAGCUGCACAACGCGCUCAACCUCCUCCUCAACGACUUCGAGAGGGAGCAGUUCAUCCACUGUCUCAACGUCUACCACUCCAAACGCAACGUGUACGACCUGGUGCAGACCCUCAAUGUAAUCCUGAACGCACCCAGCAAGCGGCAACUUCUGCCCAUGCUGCGGCUGGUCAUCCCCCGCUCUGACCAGCUUCUCUUCGAACAGUACACCUCGGAGGGCCUCUACUUAAAAUCGGAUUUAGUUGCAAGCAAUGGCAACGCCGAAACCCCGCCGGGCGACUUCCCCAGCGCCAGCCCGACUCCCCCGGGGCAUUUCUCGCCAAACAACCCGCCCGAGUUUCAAGUGGCGUUACGGGGUUCGCCGGACAGCUUCAGCACCAGCAGCGACGGGACAGCUCCCCUGGUGCCUCUGCUCGGGAGGAACUUUAUCCACGAGCCGCCGGGCGAGCUGCGGCAGGUCACCAUGAAGCGGCACAAGAGCAACGAGGGCCUGGGCUUCAGCAUCCGCGGUGGGUCUGAGCACGGGGUCGGCAUCUACGUGUCCCUGGUGGAGCCGGGGAGCCUGGCGGAGAAAGAGGGUCUUCGGAUCGGUGACCAGAUCAUGAAAGUCAACGACAAAGUCUUCGACAAAGUCACUCACGCCGAAGCAGUGAAGGUGCUGAAGGGCAGUAAAAAGCUUAACCUCUCUGUGCGUUCAGUCGGGCGGAUUCCUGGCGGCUACGUCACCAAUCAUGUUUAUACGUGGGUUGACCCUCAGGGCCGAAGUGUGUCUCCACCUCCAGACCUGCCUGAGCAUCGCAGUGCCACACUGAGAAGAACUGACAGCCAGCGACGCAGCAACAUGCAGCUACUGCAGGAGGGAGACGAGAAGAAGGUCAACUUGGUUUUGGAUGACGGACGGUCUCUCGGACUGAUGAUCCGGGGGGGAGCAGAAUAUGCUUUGGGUAUUUACAUCACUGGUGUGGACCAGGGAUCAGCAGCAGAGUGUGGAGGACUCAAGGUUGGCGACCAGAUCUUGGAGGUGAACGGCCGCAGCUUCCUGAGCAUCCCGCACGAUGAAGCCGUCAGGGUCCUGAAGUCGUCGCGGCACCUGAUGAUGACGGUGAAAGACGUGGGCCGCCUGCCGCAUGCCAGGACGGUGGUGGGUGAGACCAAGUGGAUUGCCAGCUCGCAGAUCGCAGAGAGCUCUGCCAACAGCAGCGUGGCAGGCUUCUCAUUAGACCAAGGAGCUUCUGCACCAGGAAAGCCUGGGUUUUAUAAGGGCGUGGCGGGCUCACAGGUGACCCUGUCCAGCCUGGUGAACCAAUCCCGGGCCAUGCUGGAGGAGCAGGCGCGCCACCUGCUGACGGAGGUGGAGCGGCAGACCAUGGGUUACUACGUGGAGGAGUAUCGGGACGGACACAUCGGCGUGGAGCAGCUGGUCAUGGCGUUGUUUGAGCUGCUCAACACGCAUGCAAAGUUCUCUCUGCUGUCAGAGGUGCGAGGCCUGGUCACCCCGCAGGAUCUGGAGUGUUUUGAUGGGAUGGUACUGCGACGUGAAAUUCAGGCUCUCAAAGCACGGCAGGGCACAGCUGGAGCCACAGCCCUGCAGCCAGAUACCCUGUCUAUGGUGUCGUACCCAGAUACCCUGACCUCAUCUUCGGCCAGUUUCAUGACCAACACCACCCUCAGCUCUGCACGGAACGACGGCGUGGUGGAGAGUAAUGAGGAGGAUCCUCCUGAGAGUCUGAACACGCUGCUGACCGACAUCUCUCUGGAUGAUGUACAGUCCACCACUGCUGAAUCUCCCCCCUCCUUCAAGCCUCCGCCCCCACCAGGGGUGCAGAGGCGCCCGAGUAGACGAGAUCAGCUCAACAAAUGCCCCUCGUCCGAAUCCUCCCACUCAGGCUUGUACUUCACAGCCCCGACUUCCCACAACCAAAGCAAAGAUCCAGGACACGCCCCUGCCUCACCCUCACUACACCACAAACGAGAACAUCCCAGGGACCCGUCUCGGGACUAUGUGGCCAUCAGAAAGAGAGAUCCUUCGGUACCGUCCAAGAAAGAACAAAUAGCAGCUGCUCAGUUGUCUAUGGUCACCCAGCACAACAUCGGCCCUUUUCCCAGGGUCCAGUCCCCAAACCGAGGCACCAAACCCACUCCCCCGUCCCCUUCACCUCCACCUCCACCUCCACUCCCUGCACCUCAUCCACCCCCAUCUCUGCCCCUUAAACCAGUGUCCAUGUCCAAAGCCUCCCCUGCCUCCUCUCCUGGCUCUAAACAACAGUUUGUUACAGUGGAGGUUCACAGGCCCAACGCAGAACCUGAUGUCAAUGAAGUGCGGCCACUGCCGCAAGCUCGAGGUGGUGCCCUGUCUCAGCUGUCAGACAGCGGCCAGACCCUCAGUGAGGACAGUGGCGUGGACAUAGCUGAGUCAGGACACAUCAGCAAAGACAGCAGCCCCCAUUCCUCACGCACACGCCUCCCCCGCGACACCCAGGGAGGUGGGGGGGACAACCCCUCCAAACCGCCGGGUCUGUUGGAGCCCACCUCUACACUAGUGAGGGUGGCAAAGAGUGCCAGCACCCUGGGUAUUGCCAUUGAAGGUGGAGCCAAUACUCGCCAGCCGCUGCCACGAAUCGUCACAAUACAGAGGGGUGGCUCAGCUCAUAACUGCGGCCAGCUGAAGGUGGGUCAGGUGAUCCUGGAGGUGAACGGGGUUUCCCUGAGGGGCCGCGAGCACAGGGACGCUGCACGCCUCAUCGCCGAGGCCUUCAAGACCAAAGAGAGGGACUACGUGGACUUCCUGGUGACCGAGUUCAAUGUGGCGCUAUAGCUGAGAGGAGGAGGAGAGAGGACGAUUACGAGAGCAGCAGCACCAAGUCAAGAGCAGUUCAAGGAGAAGAUAAUGGGGAGAUAUUCAAGCGUCUAUUGAUUUAAAUGGCACAAUUCUUUUAGAGAGACGUAAACAAACCACCACCUGAUCUCUGAGCCCUUCUUCUUUCCCAUUUAACCCCUGAAUCUGGACACAUGAUGCUCAAAUUUAUAAGAUAUUAUUUCCACUGUGGACUUUGUUCAGGAUUCUCCUCAACGUGUUACCUCCCCACUGUGAGACCUUAUGCACUACAAUGGAAAAUAGUGAAACCCAUACCUUUCGUUUGUUCUCUCCGUGUUAAAACUAGUGGAUUUACAACCAUUUGAAAACCACUGGAACUUCUUGUAGCACUCCCACGUCCCAUGGUCAGUUCAUUUUAUUUAUAUUUUGCUUCUAUCUGAGAGACAACUACACAUCUAAGACUGAUUCAAGCUCAUUGCAAGCCUGGAUUUGUAUAUGUAAAAAUGAACAAAUGUAGAUACAGAUGCAUAUAUACUGUACACAUAAAGAUACUCCUAUAUAAAUUAUAAAACCCGUAACCUCUGUUGCAUCAUCAACUGGUAGUAAUAUAUUUCAAAGAUUAUAGUAAUUCAGACAUUCAUGGAGAAACAGAAAUCUACAAAUUUCACAGCGAUGCUACUGGCCCGUCAGCAUAUUACCACCUUUUCACAACAAGGAAGUGACAAACAUAACAAAAUACACAUUACAUGCUCAUAUUUGUACAAUCGGACAAAAAAACCUGUACAUGUGAAUGACUGAAAUUUUCAUUUGGGUAUCCCACAAAUGUACAACAUUUCCUGUUUCCUUUUCCCUUCUCCAUGUGUAUCUGUAUCAUUUGAGACUACAUCCACACUGAGACAGCUAAACUCGACAAUGUCAUUCUUUUUUUCUAUUUCCACUGGCAAAAAAAAUCAGCAUCAUCAUUUUCUAGACAACAGGAGGGCACAGUAAAAAGAGUAGUUUAGCUUGUGGAGGAGUUGGAGGUGGUUAGCCUGUCACCUGCAGCUCUUCAUCUAAACUCCUUCUUCUUACAUUAUUAUUCAUAAUAUGCAUCUUUCUGACUGUUUCAUAGGAAAAGACACCUUGUGUUUUGCUAAUUGAAUACUAUUAUUGUGAAACAGCAGCAGAUAAUAUUCAGUUUGCAUUAGCAGUAACUUAAUGCGGCUCUGAGAAUGUGAAGCCAAUGCAUGAAUGGCGGACCCCGCCACUUACUUAUGUAUUAUGACAAUUUGAAGAAGUAAAUACAUUGAUUGGCUGUUGCCAACCAAAAAUAGAAUCAAAUUCGAUUUGAUGUCAUGAAAAUCAAAGGAAGGUUUAUAACUGUAACACCUCUACUGCAGUCAUGUUUCCAAGUGCACUCUAAAACACAAGGUUGUCAUGUUCAGAUUCAUUCACUCUGGAGAGCAAUUCUGAAACAGUUUUCAUGUGUCACAAACUGGAUAAGAUAGAUAUGUUUCCAGAUUUGGCCAGUUUAUGUGGAGAAACUCCAUCCUCAGUUUUUCACUUAGACCACUCAGCUUUUCUCCUGCUGCUGCCCCUGCUGAAUAGCAAUUGAUGAUUUUAUUUUGUAAUUUCAUAGUUUUAAUUAUAUUCACCCUGGGGGGUUUGCUGAAGCCACGCUCGGUGCAGCAAUUACGCCGAAGAGGGGAGUAAUGAGACAUUUAGAGGACGACACUGCCAAAGAUUUAAGAAACACUCCUCCGCACAUGCUCACACAUAGAACGUGAGUCUGCACAUGCACACAUUUUAUCCAUUUAUAGAAAAGCAAUUAGGAGAUAAGCAAUCAGGUAGAGUGAGAGAUGGAGCGAGAGAGAGGAAGACAGAGAAUGAAAAUGAGAGAGUGACUCAAGUAACAAAUGAGAAGUGAUUGUUGUUGUGCAGAUGAUUUGCUUCAUCUCAGGAAGAGUGCAAGCAUGGAGAGAAUGUACAGCAAAUAUCCUCUGUGUCACUCCAGAGACUCACAUUAGGCUGCAGGUAGAAAUAUGGAGUAAUUGGGGUAAUUAAUCUAAGUGUUCUGUGCAUGGAUGUGGGUUAUGUAUGUGUUUAAUGCGAGUGGCGUGCAUCUGUCUGCAAGUUAAUGGAUGAACAGAGAAAAAAUACCCUCAAAACAAGGAGACAGCAAAUAAAGACAAAUGUAAAUGUCAUCAGUGGAACUGCUGUAUGAGACACACACAAGGAAGUGAAGCGGUAGUCUGGUAGUCUGGGCUUUUUGAAGAAUGCCAACAGGGCAGCUCUGUGAGAAACUGCUAUCAAACACUCCUGAAUCUUUCUGGUGACAACUGAGAGAAGAACAAGCUGUUUUUGCAGCAUAUCCCUGCUGUGUACCUCCAAAAUGUCACCCUCUAAUGAAUAAAAAACAAUGUUAGGGAUGCACUGGUAGGCCUUUUUCAAAGGUCACACCCAUGUCCAGUAUGUCUGUACCCAUAACGUCCAAUUAAGAAUAUAUAUAGAAAUCUAUGAUUUCUUGACAGGCAAAAGGCCACAUUUUGUUCUGUUGCCAUUUUUACAAGUGACAAGUAAGAAGAGAAAAAAACUUUUUGAAGCUGUUAUUUUUGUCUGUAUUAUGUUGUUCAUUCAGUCUUUGAUUCAUUUGACUCGUCUUUCUUUCAAACUGAUGAAUAUUUUCCCUCCUUUUACCUCGGCUUUGGUCUCCACCAGCUUGUGUGAAACAUAUCUGUCUCUUUAGCUGCUAGAUGUUCUACUUUUUUUUACCAACUAGUUACAACGUGAACAUUUUUACUUGUCUGUUGUUUGGUGCCAGGCAGUUAGUGUACAGUGAGUUUAUCAUAGCUUGUUUACUGAAAACAGCUGCCUGCUGCUGCUGGCAAUGGGAUUGAUGAGAGGGCUGAGAGUAACUGUCUGUUCAGACAGAAUGCAAAACAAAAAUUCAACAUUCCAAGUUGAAAACAAAAACUUUGUGUGUAUCCCAAGGGUCUAUGAAACUGCUUCAUAAACAUACAAAGACAAAAGGAAAAAGGAGAGAGACUGGGGGGAAUAUCAGAAAUAGCCAGAGUUUCUGGUGAGUUCUCAGAUCAGUCAGAAGCUGAACUGAACACAAACACACAGAGGCACACUGCCACUCACAUGGUUGGUGUGUCCGGUGCUAGCUAACUUACAGCCAAUAUACUGUACAUUUGGUACACUGGCUGUUUAGGGCGAAUAAUGUGAGGCAAAAAUUCACUUCGCUUUCUGCCUAAACAAACCUCAAAACCAAAAGCUGAAAGAACCUAGAAAUUUCAGUGCAUCCCUAACAAACAUCCUGUCUAACUGUAGACAACCAUGUAAUUCCCAAGCAGGUUUAAGGUGGUGGGGUUUGUACACCUCACUCUCUGGCAUUCAGACUUGUCAGAAAAUGAAAAAGUUUGAGCACAGGAUCAGGAAAGGUGAACUUUCACCACAGAAAAAAAAGUAUUUUAAGGUGGCUGCAGAGUUUCAUAAAUUUCCUCCUGCCUCACAGAACGAGGAGGUGGGAGACAGUCGCCAUAAAAGCAGUGACUUGAUAAAACUGAAAAAGUGAAGCAAGAUAAGAUAAAUGGACCUGAACCUGUAAAUCAAAACAAAAUUGUAACAGAUAAGGUUUUAACAGCAACACUGUGAAUCCUGCUGCAGGAUUUAUAGAACAUUUUUGUGGGUGACAUCCAUUAAUGAGUGAAAAGGCUGAUGAAUACACCGUCAGCUUCUGUAUUAAACUCCAGCAGCCGCUUAUAAUGAAGGGAAACAUGGAAAAGCUCAUUUAUAUAUGCAAAUAGUUUCCAUCUCUAAGUUUUCUGAGGCUUUUGAGUGCAUCUAUUAAUAUGAUUAAGAUAAAUGUUAAUUGUAUGCACAGUCAGGACACAGUACAAACAAUCUCUGGAAGAGAAUGUACUCUCUUCAGCCAUUAACAAACUUAAAAUUCAGGAUGCAUCUACAGUAUGUGUGUGUGUACAUGGAGUGUGUUGUUGAGAGACAGAAUGAGAUGGAUAGAAAGACAGAGAGAGAGACAGAGAAAGACACUGAGGCAGAUGAAGCUGGAGUGCGUCCUCUCACUGGAAUUACUCUGUUAAACAAUCUAAUCUGGAAAGAAUCACAGGCUUUUGUUCUCUGAAUCCAGCAUUUAUGCAUCGCACAUUACACCUCCCUUCAGAGAGAGGAGACGAGACAAGGAAAGAGGAGAGGAGAAGAAUGUCACCGUCGCACACUGCGGCGGCCAACCUUGUGAUGGUAAAUCUGUCCAGUGAAAACGUAUUGUAUGGUUGUGGUUUUUUACCUUUAAAUGUUAAGGAUGAUGUUAACAAAUAUACAGUGACUGGCUGUGUGAAGGCUCAGUCAUUUCCUAAAACAGCUGGGAGCUGUAGUUUUUAGCAAACUUUAUUCAAACCGGAGCAAAUAGUGCAUUUAUCAGGGGACUAUAUUCUGGGGAAUAUUUACAACUUGUUGAGGGAUGUCCAGUGUUUUGCGUGAGACAGUGACUAUAAAAAUUGGGAGAACUAUGAUUUAUUAUCUCAUCAAAGAGUAAGGGCUAGGCUAGCUUAAGGUUCGAUACCAAGCCCUUAUAAAUCUCAAAAUUUAAAUAUGUUUAAUGAAAAGUUGAGAUGAUUUCCCCAGAACUGCUGCAGUAAUGGAGAGCGAGUACAGUUGCGGUAUUCUUACCCGUUUUAUCAUUAUGUUUAUUUAUUGAUGUCACAUAGUGACCUGUGAAUCAAUUAAUUCAUUCCAAUCCAUGUCCAUCAAUGCCAAAGUUCCCUUAAGUAAGACUGAACUUCUCCCUGCUUCUGGCUCCCUGCUCAGGUGAAAUGUAGAUAAAUGCAAACAUGUCUCAGAAGAAGUCAAAUGUGAAAACUGAUGAACGAAGCUCUUCAGGAAACGUCACAUUAUUAUAUUAACCCUGCAUUUAUUGAUUUUAGACACAUAAACAUAUUUUAACUGCAGAAUCCUCAUUGAAAACUUUUCGUGACUUCACUCCCUAAUGACCCCGUCUUAUAGACAUGUGUCGAUAGCGGCUCGGCCCUCUCUUUGACCUGAUAUUAAAGGGCCGUCCAGGAGGGAGGGAUGAUGGAGGGAAGCGAUAGAAGCUGCUGACAGUCUCAUUAAUCAGACGCCAUGACAGGGAGGUGUUGGCCUUGGCUCCAACAUGAGACACGACAGCUCAGACAUUGACUUGUUGCUCAUGCUGCAACAGGGCACGAUACCAACAAAAACAACUGCUUUCCUGCAAAGGUCAGGCUCAAACCAGCCAACACCACCUGUUGACUCUAUUAAUAAUGUUUUUCUGUUUCACUGAGUGUGCCUCCUGCUUUAUUAGCUGCACAAGUUCAUUUGGUUAGUGUUCAUUCUCCUGCCCUGCAACGCUCUUCAGCUGCCUCCUUUUGCUCUUGUUUGCCUGUCAGUCAGUCCAUCCAUCAUUUUUGCCUGCUUCCUGCACAUUUUAAUGAGGAGUGUUGUACAAUGACAUGCUGUUUAUACAGAAAGUGUGUUUAAUUUUUCAAUAAAGAUAACUGCAC
This is a messenger RNA of Lates calcarifer (barramundi perch), 9488 nucleotides long. It is a transcript of the gene whrna, whose product is annotated as whirlin a. The transcript is spliced from 12 exons. Lineage: Eukaryota; Metazoa; Chordata; Actinopteri; Centropomidae. Bases 1066 to 3969 code for a protein of 967 amino acids. Gene Ontology annotation, cellular component: stereocilium tip; plasma membrane; stereocilia ankle link complex. Gene Ontology annotation, biological process: auditory receptor cell stereocilium organization; sensory perception of sound. Gene Ontology annotation, molecular function: protein binding. The record is from RefSeq and is a predicted model, not a curated record.